UCUUCUAGACUACAAAUAACAAGAAGACGCGCGGCGGCUACAUUAUUAGACGUAUCAAUUAACCCAAACAAGCCACGGUAGCAUCGCCUUUUACGCACGACCACUGCGCAAAGAAGCUCGCAGUUUCAACUAGGAUCUACUUCAUUCUCGGACGAAACAGGAAAAGCAGACGACAAAAGCCCAGUGCCUCCAGCUGUCGAGGGGGAUCAGGUGCCACAGCCGCGUCCAAAACAAACCGGGAGGUCCUCUCUGCACCAGACAAAAGAGAUCGAUCUCAAAGCCUUUCUCCAACCCCACCUCAUCGCCUUUGAGAGACCCACCACCAGAAGCCAGUCCCUUCCCCGCUGGUGCCCGCAGACAGAGGCAGGAUGUUGGCUAAGAUCCUGGAGGACAUGUGGGUGGACCCCGAUGUCCUGGAGGCCCUGAGCGAGGAGCAGAAGAGGAUCCUGUUUGUGAAGAUGAGAGAGGAGCAGGUGCGGAGGUGGAGAGUGAGAGAGGAGGAGGAGAGGAGGAACGGCCUGGACUACUGCGACAGAGCCAACAAGACAGCGAAGUCCAAACAGGUGAGCUGGCUCCUGGGACGAGACGGAGACGUGAGCGUGAUCGUGAUCGGAGAGACGGACGAGUUCAGGGGCUGCAAACUGCUGCAAAACAUCAACAACAGGCUGCAGGGUGAUAAUCUGAAUGGCAUCCAGACACAGAGUCCAGGAAACGAGGAGCUGGACUUUAAACAGGAGGAGAACACGCACGCUACAGAUGACCUCUCCUCGUCCCCUCUGGCGUCUUCGGAGGAGGACAUGGACGUGAAGGAGUCCGACAGCAGUGACAGUGACUCUGGCAGUGCGUCCGAUGCCCUCACAGACUGGGCUCCUCCCCUUUACAAGUCCCACCCACGGCUCCACCCCCAUGGGACCACCCACAGAGAGCAGGGGGCCGGGGGCAAAGAGCUUUUGUCCAACGAGAAGCCUCCAUCAAGCAGAGGUCGUGUGGCUGAGCUCCGAAAGGCGUUUGUGUCCGAGAGCUCCGCACCCUCGUCCGGCUCCAAACCGCCCCUCCCCGCGAAACCACUGCACCUGCAACGCAUGGUCCACUAAACUGCACCAGAGACAACCAUACAGAGACCCCCUAUACAAGAGAACACCAUACUGAGACAACCAAACACAGAGACACCCAUACAGAGACCCCCAAAUACAGUGGAUUUCCAAAUGCCUGGUUUAGUUCUGGAUCAGAUCUUAGGUCUUAGUUUUAAGCCCAGGACAAAUGUAGACUCGGUUUGAUCCUGUUCUAGUCCUGGUUUAGUCCUGGUCUAGUCCAGAUUUAGUUGCAGGUUUAGUCCCAAUUUUGAUGUGAUGACUGUGCAACUGUGAACGCACCUAAGUCCUGGAGCCGACUAGACCUGGUUUAGAUCUGGUUUUAGUCCAGACUGGAAUGUAUGAAAACUAGUCAAAUUUGUUUAUUUUACACAAUUUUAAUUCACAUUUUAACCAUAGUGGGUAGCUCUCUUUUUAGCAGUGCACAGGGAGAGUGGAGGAGGCCGAGGUGCGGAAAAAACUUGAAAUAUUUUGGAGUGAAUUUGAGCUGAAUGAUAAAAUGUAGAGACUUUGAUGUUUUUGGAUCCAGACGAGACGAGUCCCUGGAGAUUUCCACCUCUCAGGGUCUAAGCGCAUGUGGCCACUCUGAAAAAUAUUACCUUUUCAAAUGUCCUCCACACCAAACAGCAGGCGUUAUAACAGAUACGACUAUUUCUCUCUCUAUAUAUGAAGUAUAGUUCUUUUUGUACAAAAUUGAGUUUCUUACAGUCGAUUUUCACGCUGUUAUUUAAGUCACCUGGUCUUUAUUCUGCAAAAGUGUUUACGUGCAAAUAUUAUGAGCGCAAUUUACUGAUCUAUGUUAUGAUUUUGUUUCCUCAUCACAAACAUACAUGGAGUUGUGUUUUGUUUCAUUCACAGCUCAACUCUGCAUAUUUAGGCUGAGUUUUUCUCUCAAACGGAAAACACUCCAUUUGUCCACCUUGUGAUGUCAUGUGGUAAUACAAGAAGAAUUGCUCCACUCUGUUUUUAAACUCCAUACACCUUCACUAGAAUCAUUUGGAUGAUUUCAGGUCUGGAAUUUUUAAUCUAUACGAAACAAAAGGUGAAAAGGUAACUUGAAAACUAUCGCUUCAUGACAUCACAAGGUGGAACAGAGCAUUUUGAGCUUUGAAGAUGUAAACAUAUAAUAAUAAAGGAUUACUCAAACAUGUGAAUGAAACAAAACACAACUCCAGGUUUGUUUUUGAUGAGGUAACAACAUUAUAACAUUAUAACAUAGCUAAAAGCUCAAGAGUCAAUUUGCGUAAUAUAGGACUUUUAAAAUUCAUUGUACUAUGUUUUCCAAAUUACUCGAAAAAUCCAUUGAUUAACUAACAAUUCACCAGAUGUUUUUUUAUGAUCAGAUUUCUUUGCACAUGUAAACACUCAUUACAAUCAGAUAUAAUUAUUGAGUUAUCUGAUUAUUCUAGUUAAUCGGAUUUUUACCGGUCAUGUAUGGUCAGACGUAAUUGAAAGGAUUUCAUGGGAUCUGUUACCUUUUCAAAUCCCCUCAGUGCAAACAAAAUCAUAUUGGACUAUAGGCUCAAACUCCUUUUUUUAUAUUUUCCAAUUCAUCACAAUCAAUUUUCACACAUGAGACAUUUUAACUCUUAAAUUAGCGGAGUCUAUGUAUUGGAAUUUUUGGUGCUUUUUGAAUUGUGGUUUCGUUUUCACACUACUGAUACUGAUAUUUCUUUCAAUUACAUCUGAUACAUAAGGAAUUUAAAUUGUAGUUUGAGUUUGGGUCGAAUAUAUAGAGAGAUAUAGAAAGAGGUAUAGAGAGUGUGGUGGAGAUUUGGUGGCCUCUAGUGGUAAUAAAGUAGAUUGCACCUUUCCACAAAUCAUUAAACACUAAAGAACAAGGUAAAAACAGGAGCCGCUACAGGUCCUGUUGGAACAGUCACUGUCCAUUGAUUGCACUAAUAAAUGAAGACAAUGAAUGCAACUAGUUUCACUUAUAACUUCAAUUUUCUUGCUCAUUUAAAGGGCCCAUAUUACACUAUUUUCUGAUAUAUGUUAUGUUUUUUCAUCAUCACAAACAUAGCUGGAGUUGUGGUUUGUUUUAUUCACACACAUGUUUAUGACACAAACCCUGCACAUUUUGGCUGAGUUCUUCUCUCAAACAGAAAAAAAAACACUGCAAUCUCUACUGAACUAAAGGUAAAAGGUGACAUCACAAGGUGGAACCGAGCAUUUUGAGCUUUGGAGAUGUAAACAUAUAAUAAUAAAGUGUUACUCAAAUGUGUGAAUUAAACAAAACACAACUCCAGGCAUGUUUUUGAGGAGGUAACGACAUAACAUGACUAAAAUUGCACAAGAGUCAGUUUUUAUAUUCAUCUUAACAGUCACCACAUUUUCUAUUAAAAGCAUAAUUUUGUUUUUGGUUUUUUUUCUGUUUUUGUACAAAUGUUUAGUGCAAUAUAUGUCUACGAUUUUGGGAGACCAUUUUUGUUCACUGUACAAUUGUGUAAGAUAAUGUAAAUACAACGUUUCAUGGGAAAAUAUCCAAUGUACCUUUUCUAAACAAUGUUAAAAUGUAAAUAUUAUGUCACAUAUUAUGUUACAUGCAAUAAACAAG
This is a messenger RNA of Boleophthalmus pectinirostris (great blue-spotted mudskipper), 3648 nucleotides long. RefSeq lists its product as uncharacterized. Gene Ontology annotation, cellular component: cytoplasm. Lineage: Eukaryota; Metazoa; Chordata; Actinopteri; Gobiiformes; Gobiidae. The transcript is spliced from 7 exons. The record is from RefSeq and is a predicted model, not a curated record. Bases 369 to 1094 code for a protein of 241 amino acids.